Molecule: messenger RNA, 1807 nt
Organism: Acanthopagrus latus (yellowfin seabream)
Lineage: Eukaryota; Metazoa; Chordata; Actinopteri; Spariformes; Sparidae
Gene: as3mt
Product: arsenite methyltransferase
Exons: 11
Coding region: 128-1264 (378 amino acids)
Biological process (GO): arsonoacetate metabolic process; toxin metabolic process
Cellular component (GO): cytosol
Molecular function (GO): arsenite methyltransferase activity
Source: RefSeq, a predicted model, not a curated record
GAAGGAAGGGGGGGCUGUUGAGCCGGAAGUCACCUCUACACACGCUGUACUAUUGACUUUUGUUGGGAGACUGCCCUAAGUUUCCCUUUACAAAGGUUGGACCUCUGAACUGUUAGUAACUGAGACAAUGGCUGCAGAGAGAAGUGGUUGUGGAAAAGGCUGCGGUGACAGCGGCAUUCACGUGGACGUCAAGGAUUAUUACAGCAAGGUGCUGAAGAGCUCCUCGGACCUGAAGACCAAUGUGUGUGUGACUCCAGCCCAGCCCAUCCCUGCCUUUAUCCGCCAGGCGCUGAAGAGAGUGCACCCUGAAGUCAGUGACAGGUACUAUGGCUGUGGUCUGGUGGUGCCAGAGUGCUUGGAGGGCUGCAGGAUUUUGGACCUGGGCAGUGGAAGUGGGAGAGACUGCUACAUGCUGAGUCAGCUGGUGGGAGAGAAGGGUCAUGUCACUGGCAUUGACAUGACUGAGGACCAGCUUGAAGUAGCCAGGAAACAUGUGGACUAUCACAUGAAAGAAUUUGGCUUCAAGGAGACCAAUGUCAACUUUGUCCAGGGCUUAAUUGAGGGACUGACAGAAGCUGGUCUGGAAAAUAAUUCAUUUGAUAUCAUCAUUUCCAACUGUGUGGUGAAUCUCUCUCCAGACAAGAAGAGAGUGCUGGCUGAAGCCUACAGUGUGCUCAAGGAUGGUGGUGAGCUGUACUUCAGUGACGUCUACAGCAGUGGAAGACUCACAGAGGAAAUUAAAAACCACAAGGUCUUAUGGGGUGAGUGUCUUGGUGGAGCACUCUGGUGGAAGGAUCUGCUGCAGUUGGCUGACGAGGUGGGCUUCAGCCCACCACGCCUGGUUACAUCCAAGAUCAUCACUAUUGAAAACAAAGAACUGCAAGCCGUUCUAGGUGACUUCAAGUUUGUCUCUGCUACAUACCGCCUGUUCAAGGUCCCGAAAGGCAACACCAAGACCUGUCAGGUCAUAUACAACGGGAACAUUACAGGAGUAGAGGAAAGCUUCCUGUUUGACUGUCACUACACAUUCAAGGCUAAUAAACCUGUGGAGGUUGAUGGAGAGUUGGCCACCAUCCUGACCAGUACCAGAUUUAAGGAGGACUUCACUUGCCAGCCACUGGGAGGCCCUUCUGCGCCCUGUGGAGUCAAACCUCAGGCAGGCAUUGUGGAUCCUUUCGAGCUGGCCCUUCAGCUGGAGAAACAAGUUCCAGGUUCGGCCACAGGGGGAUGCUGCAGCACUAACUCCUCUGCCUGUUGCAAAUGAUGAUGUGAAGAGCCUGUGCAAUACAGGCCUAGCAUCAUACUGUGUAUGCAUUGUAACAGUAGUUCAAAUUCACUGACUUUAAUUAUGGCUUAUGUAAUGUCAUUGUUUGUUUCUUACUAACAUGUCAAAUGAGAUUUCAGCUGUUUAAAUGAAUCCUUCCUUACACAUAGACAUGUGUAUUAUUGAUGUUACCUGACCAAACUUAUUCCACUUAAUCCGCUCCACUAGAAAAACAGAAAUGACUAUAUGAAUUUAAUCAGUUCAAAUACUGAUGUUGGCUUUGUAUCAAGGCAAAAUGUAAAACAACCUAUGCAGAUAGUUUUCCCCCUAUUUUUCUAAAUCUUGAUUUCAUAUCAACGCCUUUCAAAUUUUUAGCAAGACUUUUCCUUCCACCUUUGCUUGAACAAGUGACCCUACUUGUGUUGUAAUACCUCUAAUUGUAUUGAUUUGUUUAAGCAGAAUAUUGACAGAUUUUCAGUAUCAUCAUUAUAAUGUUCAUUAUGAUGUGUUACUUCUGUUAUUACACAAAAAUAUUGGCAUCAA